UUUCCCUUUCCCGUCCCCUCCCGGCGCGCUCCCAUGGCGGCCUGGCCCGGCUUCAGGGGGGAGGAGGAGGACGAGGCGGAGGACGAGGCGUGCUUGUGGAGGUACGACUCCACCUGGGAGGAAGAGGAGGAGGACGAGGAGGAGGAGGAUGGCGGCGGCGGCGGCGACGAAGAAGGCGGCGAGCCGGAGGGAGCGGAGGCGGCAGCCGGGGAGGAGCCGGUGCUGAGCUGUCCGCGGGGCUCCCGGCAGGCCCAGGAGCAAAGAUCAAAUUUGUCACCGCUGUCGCAGAGGCGUUUUCAGUUUUCAAGCAGGCGCAACUGGAAUGCAGCAAGAGACUUGCAGAGAUACAGACAUCAUUAUCCGGGUUUGACAGAAUCAGAAAAUAAGGAGGAAGAAGAGAUGUGGAAUUUAAGCUUUUAUAAAAAUGAGAUUAGUUUUUUGCCCCAGGGUUUGCAUGUUGAAGCUCUGCUUGAAUCUUGGUGGGACAACUAUGAAGUUCUGGAAGAAAACCAUUCUUACAUACAGUGGCUAUUCCCUUUACGUGAAUAUGGGAUGAACCGGCGUGCCAAACCACUCACGUGUCAAGAAAUCCAGGCUUUUAAGAAGUCCAAGGAAGUUAUGCAAAGGUUUGUACGUGCUUAUCAGCUCAUGCUGAGAUUUUAUGGCAUCAUUCUGAUCAACGAGGAAACUGGAGAACUUAAGAGAGCAGAGAAUUGGGCUGAGCGAUUUCAAAACUUGAACUGGUUCAGCCACAACAAUCUGCGGAUUACUCGCAUCCUGAAGUGCCUGGGGGAGAUGGGAUAUGAACACUAUCAAGUGCACUUGGUAAAGUUCUUCCUAACAGAAACUCUUGUUAAGGAGACAUUACCAAAUGUUAAGAGAAGUGCCUUGGAUUACUUCCUGUUCACCAUCAGAAGCAAACGGAAGAGAAGAGAACUAGUCCACUACGCGUGGCAACACUUCAAACCUCGAAGCAACUUCGUAUGGGGACCACACGACAAACUCUUGAAGUACAGAGCGCGUUCUACCAAGUCACAGCUGCACCAAAAGGCUGAGGAUAAACAGGAAACUCCUGGUAAAAAAUGUGAUGAUUCUGUGGAAAAGGAUCAGAACCAGUCUUUAGAGGGAGAACAGAAAACUGCAGAUGCUGCAGACUUGCAGCCUAAAGUGAAUGAUGAAGAUGUAAAAGAGAAGUUAAGUGAAUGCAUUUCGAAGGGAGGGGAUGGUGAAGAGGAGAAAGAGGCUUCAUUUACCCGGCAGGAGGAGAAGGAUGUAAACAGUGAGACUGAAGAAGUGCAGGGUACAGCAGAGAAUGAUUGCACUAAAGAGAGCAAGAAGAGAAAACUGGAUGCAAAUAUGGCAGAUGCUAAAAAGAGUGGACCGUUGAAAAGCCCUACUGAUAUUGAAAACAUUUCCCGUAAUCUGGGAGAAUGUGCAAUUGAUGCAGAAAUCCCCUCCUCAGUUCCAGUCUUACACGCAGAAGAGGACCAGGAAACACUGAAAGAAGACGAUGCAAGCACCAAAGACCCAACAGUGCCAGGGACCACUGAUGCAGCUGUAAAACGGAGGAAAGUUGAUAAAAGAACAUCAAGAAGCAAAACAUUCAACUUGGCCAUAAACCUGAAUGUCAGACCCUCUGCCUCUAGUGCCAAGUUAAAUGCAUCUGUUGCAGACACUGAGGCUGAAAAAGAAAAUGUCGGUGAGGAAAACGCAACUGUGGAAGCGACAAGUGAGAAGGGUGGUGGUGAUGCAAACAGUGGGGCUGAGAGACCCCCGGUUGGUUCCAGGCUCCCCAAGACUGGCUGGACUUCUCCAGUAAGUGAUGGCUUGGGGUCGAGUGGAGAUCAAGUCACAGCGAGAAGUGAUCAGCACCACUGCAACAGCACGUUCCUGGGAGGCAAAAGUGAGGUAGAUGGGGUAGAACAGCCUAAAAAGGCAGAAAAUGCAAGUGAAAAAGGGCAAGCAGAAGUCACAGGCAAGAAUCGAGUCCCGGAGAGUCUUGAGCAGAGCAUGACAUCCACCUGUCCUGAAGAAGACGGUGCUGAGGUUGCAACACAAAAACCUGAAAGCUCUGGGCAUGCAGCAAAACCUGAUGAAGAGCAGGUAGCAGCAGAGUGAG
Messenger RNA from Gavia stellata (red-throated loon), 2119 nucleotides. It is a transcript of the gene OGFR, whose product is annotated as opioid growth factor receptor. Gene Ontology annotation, molecular function: opioid growth factor receptor activity. Gene Ontology annotation, cellular component: membrane. Bases 34 to 2118 code for a protein of 694 amino acids. Lineage: Eukaryota; Metazoa; Chordata; Aves; Gaviiformes; Gaviidae. The record is from RefSeq and is a predicted model, not a curated record. The transcript is spliced from 8 exons.